This is a messenger RNA of Metarhizium album ARSEF 1941, 264 nucleotides long. Its product is annotated as Ribosomal protein S21e. Gene Ontology annotation, molecular function: structural constituent of ribosome. The coding region runs from base 1 to 264 and encodes 87 amino acids. Gene Ontology annotation, biological process: endonucleolytic cleavage to generate mature 3'-end of SSU-rRNA from (SSU-rRNA, 5.8S rRNA, LSU-rRNA); endonucleolytic cleavage in ITS1 to separate SSU-rRNA from 5.8S rRNA and LSU-rRNA from tricistronic rRNA transcript (SSU-rRNA, 5.8S rRNA, LSU-rRNA); translation. The record is from RefSeq and is a predicted model, not a curated record. Gene Ontology annotation, cellular component: cytosolic small ribosomal subunit; ribosome. Lineage: Eukaryota; Fungi; Ascomycota; Sordariomycetes; Hypocreales; Clavicipitaceae. The transcript is spliced from 2 exons.
AUGGAGAACGACCGUGGCGAGAUCGUGGAUCUCUUCGUCCCCCGCAAGUGCUCUGCUACCAACCGCAUCAUCAAGGCCAAGGACCACGGCUCUGUCCAAAUCAGCGUCGCCAAGGUUGAUGAGAACGGCCGCGCUAUCAAUGGCGAGAACCUCGUCUAUGCCCUCUGCGGCUUCGUCCGCGCCAUGGGCGAGUCCGACGACUGCAUCAACCGUCUUGCUCAGGCUGACGGUCUGUUGAAGAACGUGUGGAGCCACCAGCGAUAA